GUGGGGCCGCUGGCGGGAGCUGGUGGCGCAGGGCCGGUUGAAGCGGCGCCUGUCGGAGCGGGACGUGGAGUCGCUGUGCCGCGCCAUCCUGCUCUUCUGCCUGCUGCACUUCCGCGGCGACGACGCCGUGCGCGCCUUCGCCUGGGCCCUGGUGGCGCCCCCCGAGAACGGCCGCGCCCGCCCGCCCCACGGGCAGCCCGGUGUGGCUGUGCCGGGCGGGCGGGGCCGGAAGGGGAAGAAGCCGAAGCCGCCGCUGCCCCCCCUGGAGCCCCCCCAGGCCGAGUGGCUGCGCAGGCACAACCCCGAGGGGCUGCUCCAGGACGAGGGCUACCGAAAGCACCUCCGCCACCAGUGCAGCAAGGUGCUGCUGAGGGUGAGGAUGCUGCACUUUCUCCACCACGAGGUCAUCGGGGACGAGGCCCCCAAAAUUCUCAGCGGGGCCCCCGCCAGUGACAUCCACCUCUGGCUGCCGCUGGUGGAGCCCCUGGAGGUGCCCACGGCCUGGUGGGACCCCGAGGCCGACAAGUCCCUCCUCAUCGGGGUCUUCAAGCACGGCUACGAGCGGUACCACACGAUGCGGGCGGACCCCGCCCUUUGUUUCCUGGCCAAGGCCGGCGGCCCCGACGCCACCGCCGUGGCGGCCGAGCAGAGGCUGGAGGGGCCCGACGGACCUGACUUCGACAAAGACCCCGAGGACCCCGAGUACAAACCCGCGGCGGGGGGGGCUGAGGAGAGUGACCCCCUGGCCGGGCUGGACGAGGAGAUUUCGGUGGUGGACGGAGAGGAAGGUCCCCCUCCCGCCUCGUCCUGCUCGGAGGCCCCGCCCCCUGGCCCGCAGGCUCCGCCCCUCACGGCCCGAUUCCGCCGCCUGAUUGGAGCCCUGCAGAGGGCGGGGGCCGGGGGCAGGGCCAGGGCCGGAGGAGGCCCCAGGAGGAGGCAGCGCCGGAGCAGGGACAAACAGCAGCGGUGGAGCCGCCGUGAGCAGUCGGAUUUCCUGCGCGUGGCCUCGACCUUCGGGGUGGAGCUGGACGCGGCUUCCGGAAGGUUCCGCUGGGGCCGCUUCCGCGCCCUGGCCAACCUGGAGCGCCGCUCCGACCAGGAGCUCACCCGCUUCUACCACGGCUUCGUGGCCAUGUGCCGGCACGUCUGCCAGCUGCCCCCAGACACCACACCGGCCCCCCCAGGAUCGUUCCCAGCCCCAUUUCCCGUGCCCCCAGCCCUGGCCCUGCGGUGCCUUCGCCGUCUCUCCCUGCUGCGGUGCCUGCGGGAGCGGGUGCUCCCUCACCCCGCGCUGGGCUCGCUGCUGGCGCGGGUGCCGCCGCCGGCGCCGCCGCUGCCGCCGUGGUGGGUGCGUGGCGUGCACGACGCGGAGCUGCUGCGCCUGGCGGCGCGGCACGGCCUGGGGGCGGGGCCCUCGCCAGGGGGGUGCGCAGGGGGGCCGGCAGCGACGACCCCCGGGACGGGGAGGAGGAGGAGGAGGAGGAGG
Myiozetetes cayanensis is the source of this 1486-nucleotide messenger RNA. RefSeq names its product chromodomain-helicase-DNA-binding protein 8-like. The record is from RefSeq and is a predicted model, not a curated record. The annotation marks the transcript as partial. The transcript is spliced from 11 exons. NCBI's taxonomy places the organism in Eukaryota, Metazoa, Chordata, Aves, Passeriformes, Tyrannidae.